CUCUAUUCUAGAUAGUCCAGUGAGCAGGGUUCCACUUUGCCAUGUUCUAAUGCCAUUUCAAGUCACCUCUGCCUCCCAGGCAUCAUUUACAGCAUGGACAAGGACAGGCUUCAAGAUGAGCUGCACAUGUUUAGAGACAGAAACUACUUCCGGCAGAAGCUGAGAUCCUCCCGCACAGUCUACGUGCUGCUGGCGCUUUCUUACCUGCUGAUCCUCAUCCUGUUUGCGGUGUCACUCUCCAGAGUUUCAAUGCUCUCUUCACAACUGAAUGAAAUGCGCAAUGAAGUGAAACGGAAUAAUUCCAGCAACAAUUUCAAACUGUUCCCGUGCGGUCCUGAAGCCCGGGAAUGGGAAUACUUCAGUGGGAAAUGUUACUUCUUCUCCUUGCGUGAGACAUCUUGGCAGAGGGCGAAGGUGCUGUGCGAGGAGGAGCAUUCACGCCUGGCCAUCAUUAACAGCCACACCAAGCAGAAUUUUAUCAUGUACAGGACACGCAACCAGCGCUUCUGGAUCGGCCUCUCAGACCAGAACUCAGAAGGGGAGUGGAAAUGGAUCGACGGGAGCGACUCCACAACUGGUUUCACGUACUGGAAGGAGGGGGAGCCCAACAACAGUGGCCAGAAUGAGGACUGUGCGCACGUCUGGACCUACGGGGAGUGGAACGACGUGCAUUGCACAUACGAGUGCUACUACAUCUGUGAAAAGCCUGCACCUCCAUGAGCAGACCGGACCAAUGCCAUCUCCCAGCCACACUGCCUGGACCUGCAGGUCAGUGCAGAGAGCCAGCACUGCCUCCAGGUGGUGACAGAGAUGCAAGCCAAGGUCCAGUACUUUGAGGCUGUAAACAUCAUACUAAUCUUUUUACUUUUCCCCCCACUCUUCUGUUCUUAAUUUAUAUUCCCUUUGUCUGUGUGUCCAUUUCCGGUCAGCUCCUCCAUGGGUCUCUCUCAGCCGUUGGGUCCGUAUCCUGGGGAGGACCCAGAAUGGACCUCCGAUGCACCUCUACAGUGUGAGCCUAGGGCUGAUCAAAAAAAAUGUUUUCAAACAAAGACAUUGUUGAAAAGUUGCCUUCUUGAAACCAAAUUUUAAAAAUGAGUUUUCAAAAUGGUCUGGGGUUUUUACUCCCCAUCUCCAUGCCACAAAAUGAAAAAAAGAGGGGGAAAGGGUGAAAAUGGGAAAAAUUUGAAACCAAAAAUUUGGGGUAAAAAAUUUUUUUUUUUAAAUGAAAAGUUAUGAAGUUUUCAAAAAUAACCAAAUUUUCAAAAUCCAUUCCAACCCCCCCCACCGCCAAAUUGCAUCUGUUUUCAUUUUUCAAUCAACUCUGGCUGUAACAGACUCGUGUCCUCUGUGGGUUGGGCACCUUGGUAACAUCCGCAGACUUGUGGGUCACGCGUGGAUGCACUUGGAAAGUUACAGGAAAACAAUGUGCAGUGUCUGCUGAAAACCACAAGAGGCCGCAGUGCGAUCUGAGCCCUCCCUCUUUUUAGCAGGUGGCAUAAUGAGAGCACAGGGCAAAGUUUGAUGCAAUCAGGGGGCAAGUAGCCAAUUUAGGAUCGAUAAGAGCAAACACAGAUUUAUCCAAUGUGUGAUUCCCUGCCCUCAGGGAGUCAGGCACAGUCCCUAGGAACGGGGUGUGCCCGUUAAUAGCAUUUAUAGCCAUCUCUGCAAGCUCUGAUCGUGGAGUUAGAGGAAUCAUAGUGGGGAUUAGGAAGAAAUUCUUUCCCUCUGUAGCGCUAGUUAUAUUGGCAGAGGGGAGGGUCGGUUUUUCCUCUGAAGCAGUGAGCCGUGGCCACUAACAGAAUAGAUGGACCCUUGGUAUGAGAUGGGGGUGAUCCCAGACUAGCUGGGGCAGUGGCCCUCUCGGAUGUGAACCCUCUAAUGCUCCUAUAUAAAUUCAGAGUUAAUGGCUUCCUCUGCAGCUCUGUUAGCUUCGGUGGAUUUGUUAACUCCACAGCUCCAUAGGUGCUGGGACGAGGGGUGCUCCCACAUCCCCUGGCUUACCGCGGUUUCCAUUAUAUGCAGGUUGGCAGUUUGGUUCAAUGGCUCUAAGCACCCCACAAUACACAUUGUUCCAGCCCCCCUGCACAACUCUGAGGUCUCUUCCCCCAUCCUCCAAACCCUGGUGCUGUUUCCCCUAUGAAUUCUCUCUCUGUGGCAUGUGACUCUCAUAUUCCCUACACGGGGAAAGCUCCUGGGGUCAGAUAAUUCUGGUGGUCAGAAACGUCUCCUGCGAGGGAUGGUGACAGAUACAUCUCUCUGAAUCAGACAUGGUUUGGUUCAGCUGCAGCUGAUCUGGAAAUUAGUUCCCUGUGAAAAACUUCAUUUUUGUCAACAUUUGUUUUUGAAAAAUAUGGGGGAAGUUAUUGAAACCACCCUCCCCCCCCAAUAAUUGUUUUUCAGCCAACAAAAAACAAACACUUUCCAUUUAUAACCAAACGAUUUUACCUGCACAUUCCUCCCCCCCCCAAAAAAAUAUUGAAAAAGAUAGCUUGGAAGAUAAUGUCCAUUUUGUCAAAAAAGACAUUUUCCAUCCAAAAAUAAAACUCUUGAUGGAAAAUUUACAACCAGCUGUAGUUACAAGCUGUAUGCACCAGACGGUGCCCUUCAGCCCACAGCAGAGCGCUCUACAUGGAAAGUGGCACUCAGCAAAAAGCAGCUUCCUUUCCUGUCUCCUGCGUUUUCUGUCCUUUCUUCAUUGUACACUAAAAAAAUUAAUUGAACAGGCUGCAAAUUACGGGCCUAACAGUAAAACUAUUUGGCUGGGGGGGGGCUGUUGCUGCCCUGCCACCCUUGAGUACUGUGGUGAUAAUAAAUAAUUAAUACUA
Malaclemys terrapin pileata is the source of this 2825-nucleotide messenger RNA. Its product is annotated as hepatic lectin-like. Lineage: Eukaryota; Metazoa; Chordata; Testudines; Emydidae. Bases 94 to 720 code for a protein of 208 amino acids. The record is from RefSeq and is a predicted model, not a curated record. The transcript is spliced from 6 exons.